AUGGCCAACAGCUUCAUCGCGUAUCUUCGAGGCGACCAGAAUGCGCCAGGCGAGCGCAAGCUGGUGCAGAAGCUCGACUUCUUCAUCCUUACUUUCUGCUGUCUCAUGUACUUUCUGAACUAUCUUGAUCGCACAAACCUCAACAAUGCGUAUGUUUCUGGCAUGAGGGAAGAGUUGAGUUUCAAAGGCAACCAACUCAAUCAAAUCAACACUGUUUUCACUGUUGGAUACACCAUAGGCCAAGUCCCAUGCAACAUAGCCCUCUACUACAUAAAACCCCGCUACUUCUUCCCAGCAUGCAUGGUAGCAUGGGCGGGCCUAACAAUGGUAACAGCCGCUGCGCAAAAGCCGCAAGACAUAAUGGCCAUCCGCUUCUUCCAAGCGCUCUUCGAAUCCUCCACGUUCGUAGGAACUCACUACAUCCUCGGGUCCUGGUACACAGAAAAAGAGCUAGGGAAAAGAUCCGGCAUCUUCACUGCAUCGGGUCUGGCUGGCACGAUGAUAGGCGGGUUUAUCCAGACGGGGAUUCAUAGUAGUAUGGAUGGGUUGAGGGGGAUGAGUGGGUGGAGGUGGUUGUUUAUCAUCGACGGCAUAAUCACCCUCCCCGUAGCCCUCUAUGGUUUCCUCCUCUUCCCCGACACACCACGCAACACCCGCGCCCCCUACCUCUCCGCCACCGAAAAAGCACUCGCCAUAUCCCGCGUCCCUGAAGUCAGCGAACGCACCCCAAUCUCCUUCUCCUUCCUAAAACACUGCUUCAGCACAUGGUACUGGUAUUUCUUCGUCAUCCUGUGGAUCCUAGCCGGAGAAACCGAAUCGUUUAGCACAAACGCCUUGUUGCAACUCUACAUGCGCUCCCACCCAACGGAAACAUACACCGUAGCCCAGAACAACAAUUAUCCAACCGGUGUCCCAGCAGUCGGCAUAGCAUCCACACUCUUCUGGGCGACCCUCACGGAUUUCAUGGGCGGAAAACGUUAUCUAGUCGGCUACUGGAUCGCAGCCACCGGCAUCAUAACCUCUGCGCUCAUACUCGCCUUUCCACACUCCACACCCAUCCACUUCGGCAUGUACUACUGGGCGGGCAGCGUGUACGCCUGCCAAGCCACGUUCUUCGCGUGGGCGAACGAUGUGCUGCGGUACGAAGAAGAUAGUUUGCGCGCGGUGGUGAUAGCGAGUAUGAAUAUGGGGAGUAAUGCGAUUAAUGCUUGGUGGAGUAUUUUGUUCUACGGGGCGGAUAUGGCGCCGUAUUUUACGAGGGGCAUGUGGGCUAUGAUUGCGGUUAGUAUUGGCAUGGGGGUGUGGUGUGCGGGCGGGGUUUGGUGGCAGGAGAGGAGUGAGGGGAGGAGGGAGGGGAGUGUUGUGCAUGCUGAGGUUAGGGGGAAGGGGGAGGAGGAGGGGAGGUUUGCGGGGGGUGAAGGCGAGGCAGAGAAGGUAUAG
This is a messenger RNA of Alternaria hordeiaustralica, 1440 nucleotides long. RefSeq lists its product as uncharacterized. The coding region runs from base 1 to 1440 and encodes 479 amino acids. Gene Ontology annotation, cellular component: plasma membrane. Gene Ontology annotation, biological process: pantothenate import across plasma membrane. The transcript has 5 exons. The record is from RefSeq and is a predicted model, not a curated record. NCBI's taxonomy places the organism in Eukaryota, Fungi, Ascomycota, Dothideomycetes, Pleosporales, Pleosporaceae. Gene Ontology annotation, molecular function: pantothenate transmembrane transporter activity.